This is a messenger RNA of Mitosporidium daphniae, 333 nucleotides long. RefSeq lists its product as uncharacterized. Bases 1 to 333 code for a protein of 110 amino acids. The transcript has a single exon. The record is from RefSeq and is a predicted model, not a curated record. NCBI's taxonomy places the organism in Eukaryota, Fungi, Microsporidia. Gene Ontology annotation, molecular function: protein binding. Gene Ontology annotation, cellular component: cytosol. Gene Ontology annotation, biological process: protein insertion into ER membrane.
AUGCCAAUUUCAGUUACACUUCAAAGGAGCCUGGAUGAUGCCAUUGCGGCAGAAAACUUUUACGAAGCCCAUCAAAUUUACUUGACCAUAAUCAAUAGGCUUAUAAAGCAAGCAAGCUAUGAUGAGGCUGCAACCGUGAUCUCUCAAGGGGCCAAAUGGCUUUUUGAAUCCGGCCAAUCCAAAAGCGCCCUUGACUUGGCAUCAAAGCUUUUUGAAAUGCUCAAGGAACCUUGGCUGGAUGUAGAAUAUGCAGAAAGAAUCAAAACAGUCCUUUCGACGCUCCCUUUGAACCAUUCCGGUGUUCGUGCUCUUGUCGCCCAGCUCUUCAAGUAG